AUGGGUGAGAACCAAGCCGAACUGAACCAGUGUCAGUCGUCUCGUAUCGAGGUAGCCCGAUCGACAAAUAGGAGCCCACCCUAUUUCUGGAGUGAGGAAGUGACCCAGGAGCCCAGCUUCCCAAUCCAUAGGGGAUAUGCAGAGGCACGCAGCAUCAUCGAAGACGGCAAAUUGGAGCUACUCAAGGAUCUUUCAAACACUGCCAUAUGUUAUAUUACACGACUAUUUGAGUGUCUCGACUCACCCAAGGAAGGAUUGCAGAAAGGUCUUGUGGAGAUGCAUCUCUCCGAGGAUCUGCAGAAAUGGCGAAGGGAGCAGCAUAAUUCUGGGCACAUCUUGCCUAGCAAAGGUCAUGGCCUCGCACCAGCCCCGGAGAAGGUGCUCCAGCUUUUUGGUGCAGAGAAAUGGCCGAAAGCACUGACCACCACCAACGCCUUAUUCGGGUGCGGAGUGACGAACAUGUUGAUCGGGGCAUAUGAUGCUGAGACUCUCUACUCCAAUUGUUGUGUCGACAUGGCUUUCUACUAUGAGCACCGUUACCACAAAGUUUUUCCAGAGUUCGAAAAUGCGAUAAAGUUGGCGAUUAGUGAUCAACAUGCAUUGCAUACUCCAGGCGGUGCCGAAAGGAGGGCCGCUGUCGAGAUUGGAAUGAAGUACAUAAAGAAGAAAGUGGCUCUAGAGGAGGCACACAAAUCAGAAUUGGGUAAUAGAGUGGCCACGCUGAACAGACGAGAGGCUCAAAUCAUAUGCACCCUCGAAAGCAGCUUGGUGGGUAUGGCCAAAGAGGCUAUGGUGCGUGGUUUUGAUUGCGCUGCAGUAAUGAGCGACCUGGUUUUCAGCAACCCCGGGACAGACGUGAUCGAUGUGGGCUCUGAUUUAUUUAAUUCGGAGUUGCUGAACUCCUUUCUGAACACGGCCGACAUGUCUUCGACAGGUAUAGUCACAGAGGAUGCGCUACGGAGGGUGUAUGACGCAUACGCCCAUACGGGCUCCAGGAUGCUAUGUGAACGCUGGAUGGAACCGAUGGCGCGCAUGUGCGCGGCACUGUUCACAUGGCAUAUCCUGAACGACAGACACCGAUUCCUGCGACGUGCUCUACUUGGCUACUCCAAGGCGCGGAAGACGGCAACAGAGCCGCGCGAGGCAGAUUUUGACGAAGCUUUCAACCCUGAGCUGCGCACUACUGGCUUCAGCAGACCGUUGCAGGGGGCUUGUAACGGUGGCGACCCCUGUGAUCAAGUAGAGGGGCACCUGCGCGCACACGAUGAAAGUGAUGGCUUACUGGCUGAACUCUGGCUGUGUCUCAGUACUAAACCAAUGCAAUAUGUGACCAAGGGUGCUGUGGAUCCGGAAAUAGAGGAUGGCUUGUCCGAGAGACUAGACUCCAGCUAG
Messenger RNA from Penicillium verrucosum, 1392 nucleotides. RefSeq lists its product as uncharacterized. The coding region runs from base 1 to 1392 and encodes 463 amino acids. The record is from RefSeq and is a predicted model, not a curated record. NCBI's taxonomy places the organism in Eukaryota, Fungi, Ascomycota, Eurotiomycetes, Eurotiales, Aspergillaceae. The transcript has a single exon.